Messenger RNA from Erinaceus europaeus (western European hedgehog), 3941 nucleotides. RefSeq names its product GRAM domain containing 4 (gene GRAMD4). Lineage: Eukaryota; Metazoa; Chordata; Mammalia; Eulipotyphla; Erinaceidae. The record is from RefSeq and is a predicted model, not a curated record. The transcript has 19 exons. Bases 227 to 2020 code for a protein of 597 amino acids. Gene Ontology annotation, biological process: apoptotic process; negative regulation of toll-like receptor 9 signaling pathway.
CCCUUGGCCCUGGAGAGGAAGCAGAUCUCUGCACUGGACACAGCAUGGAGAUGUCCUCCGAGGCUGGACAGAGCUAACAGAGCUGCCCUGUGCUGAGCCCCUGGGCAGCUGCUGCUCCUGGUAGAGGCCUCCACCCCGAAGGGCAGUGUGAGAGGACUGUGUGCGCUUAGUGCUUGGCUUCCCCAAACACAGUGAUGUGAAGCUCCCUGUGGCCUAUGGGAAUGAAAUGAUGUGGGACUCUGACCGUCAUGUUAAGGUGAAACACAGAGGCUCAGUGCUGAACAUGCUAAGAAGGCUGGACAAAAUCAGGUUCAGAGGUCACAAGAGAGAUGACUUUCUCGAUCUAGCAGAGUCUCCAAAUGCCUCGGACACUGAGUGUGGAGACGAAAUACCCCUCAAAAUACCUCGGACCUCCCCCCGGGACAGUGAGGAGCUGAGGGACCCUGCUGGUCCAGGGACCCUCAUCAUGGCUGCAGGAGUCCAGGACUUCAACCGGACAGAGUUUGAUCGAUUAAAUGAGAUUAAAGGUCACCUGGAAAUCGCGUUAUUGGAAAAACACUUUUUACAGGAGGAGCUCCGGAAGCUUCGAGAAGAAACCAACUCAGAGAUGCUGCGGCAGGAGUUGGACCGGGAACGGCAGCGGCGGAUCGAGCUGGAGCAGAAGGUCCAGGAAGUGCUGAAGGCCAGAACCGAGGAGCAGGCCAUGCAGCAGCCUCCGAAGGGGCCACCCCCAGUCAGUAAUGGAGCAGACCGGCGGAGCCAGGGACUAUGCUCCCGAGUCCAGAAGUGGUUCUAUGAGAAGUUCGGGGAGUAUGUGGAGGACUUUCGGUUUCAGCCUGAGGAGAGCACCGUGGAGACAGAGGAACCCCUCAGCGCCCGGAGGUUGACUGAAAACAUGAGGCGGCUCAAGCGUGGUGCCAAGCCUGUCACCAGCUUUGUGAAGAACCUCUCUGCCUUAUCUGACUGGUACUCCGUCUAUACAUCUGCCAUUGCCUUCACCGUGUACAUGAACGCCGUGUGGCACGGCUGGGCCAUCCCCAUGUUCCUGUUCCUUGCAAUUCUGAGGUUGUCCCUCAAUUACCUCAUCGCCAGGGGCUGGCGGAUCCAGUGGAGCAUUGUGCCUGAGGUGUCCGAGGCAGUGGAGCCUCCAAAGGAAGACCUGACUGUGUCUGAGAAGUUCCAGCUGGUUCUGGAUGUUGCCCAGAAAGCCCAGAACCUCUUUGGGAAGAUGGCCGACAUACUGGAGAAGAUCAAGAACCUGUUCAUGUGGGUGCAGCCUGAGAUCACGCAGAAGCUGUAUGUGGCGCUGUGGGCCGCCUUCCUCACCUCCUGUUUCUUCCCUUACCGCCUGGUGGGACUGGCCCUGGGACUCUACGCUGGAAUCAAGUUCUUCCUCAUCGAUUUCAUCUUCAAACGCUGCCCGAGACUCCGAGCCAAAUACGACACCCCCUACAUCAUCUGGAAGAGCCUCCCCACGGACCCCCAGCUCAAAGAGCGUUCCAGCACUGCUGUGUCUCGAAGGCUGCAGACGACGUCCUCACGGAGCUACGUGUCUAGCACACCCACUGGCUUGAGCAAGGACGAGGACACUGGCCGCUUCCAUGGCACCAAGAAGGGCAACUUCCAUGAAAUCUUCAACUUGACAGAGAACGAGCGUCCGCUGGCGGUGUGUGAGAACGGCUGGCGCUGCUGCCUGAUCAACAGGGACCGCAAGAUGCCAACCGACUACAUCAGGAACGGGGUGCUGUAUGUCACAGAAAAUUACUUGUGCUUCGAAAGCUCUAAAUCUGGGUCUUCCAAGAGGAACAAGGUCAUCAAACUGGUAGAUAUCACCGACAUCCAAAAGUACAAAGUCCUCUCUGUCCUCCCGGGCUCGGGCAUGGGGAUCGCUGUGUCCACGCCGUCCACCCAGAAACCGCUGGUGUUUGGCGCCAUGGUGCACAGGGACGAGGCCUUCGAGACCAUCUCCGGCCAGUACAUGAAGAUCACGGCCGCAGCAGCAUCUGGUAGCGACAGCUAGCGGCCACUCUCCCAGGAUGCUGCUGGAAGCUUUUUGUUUGCAUUUUUUGUUUCUAGCAAUUUGGUAAUGGGGGAGGAAAAAGAGAAAGAAAAAAAAAAAAACCAGGACGGCCUCAAGAUCCUUUGCAAUAACCCCCCACCCCCCCGCCCCGGGAGCUGUGGCAUCUGAUGUGCUGACCCAGCGUCACCGAGGGGCCCACCGCCCAGUGGGUGAGGAUGGCCGUGGGCAGGAGGGCAGAGGCUGGGGAAGGACCAUGGUAGGACGUGGCCACCCGGCACCCGGCCGGCCGCCACAGCCAGCAGCUCUCCCACACCAAAGCCAUAGCUGAGCAGGAGAGAAGCCAGUGAUGGAGGUUCCCCUCCAGGGAGACCACCGCGGCGUGUGCUGAGAGGGGCAGCAAGGCCUGGUGGGUGUACCUGGGCCCCAGGAGGGCCUGGCCCCUCCACCGAGGGGUUCCCCCCCUGCUGUCUGGGGCCUGUGAUUGCCAGCUGACGAGGCUGCAGAGUGGCAUGUAGGUAGAAGCACAUCUUUUAAACACUUUGCUCUUUGGAAUCACCCCACGAGGCUUUGGGGGAGGCCUGGGAGCUCUGGUUGCUCUCAGAUGGAAACACCAAGGUACUUGGCUACCCGGCUGGAGAUGACAGGGCCCUGGGACUCGGGAUGGAGGUGCUUAGGAACAGCACCCCUCCCUCCAGCUUGUAGUGGCCGACCUGUGUGGGCUGUGCGGGGAUGCCUGGGAGGGUCCCGGCUGCAGGGAGUGGCCGUGGGAUCUGCACCUCAGCAUCUGACAGUGCGCCCACGGGAGGGCAUCUCUGGUCCCCCCACCUCAAGCCAAGAGGACAGCUAGAGGAGGCUUCUGUGUGCAAUGGCCCCGAGGAGGGUGGGUGCGGGGCGAGAGCAGGCCCCCCUCCACCAGCUCCUCCUGGUCCCUUGGCUUGUCCUGAAUCCUUUGGGUGUCCGUGAGAUUGUUGUUUUUUGAAGAAACAGAUGAUUAUAUUUUUUACAGAGAGCAAGCUGUUUUUCUUAUUUUUGUAUCAUUUUUCAGAUGUAAUUUUUACCUUUGCUCUGAUCCUAAUUUGCUGGUUUGGGUGAGAGAGCCAGUGGCUGGCCUUGGUUCCUGUCAUCCCCUGGGGGACACUGGGGGGGACCGUGCCAACCAGUCAGAUGAAGCACAUACCCACCCGUGGGUGCAGUCGGGGCUCGGCACAGCAAGUGUGGCCAGCCCGUCAGCCCUCAUGGGCCGUGGAGGCCUUGGCACACCCAGGGGAGCCCUGAGGGGACCCUCCCAGAGCUUCUGUAGCAAGAGAGGGUUGGCCCUGAAUAGCUUCCCAGACAGACUGUGGAGGCUACUGAGACCCCUUCCGGGGGGCCCUGGAGAAGGUCGCUUAAGCACAGUGGUGGGGUGGGGGCUGUCGCCUGCAGUGGAUUGGGUGCUCAGUUUGAGUCCCUUUUGAGAAGGGAGAUGAAAACUGGCCAUAUUGCAGGGAUGUGUCUGCCGCGCCUUCCCCAGGGGCUGUGAGGGUCUAGGCCGGGCUACCCCCCCCCCCCCCCGGCACAAGGGCCUUAUAGAAGCCCCGGGUCCCAGCUGGGAAGUAUGGCUUGCAGGCCAGGGCUGUCUGUGGGCAAGAAUCCACAGUUUUUAUUGGCCUAUGAAAGCCCGAGUGAAUAUUUAAUGUCUACAACUAAUCACUGAACUAGAGUGAAUGUCACAUUUUCUAUGUCUGAAGCUUGACUCUAUUUUGGAUCUGUAAAUAAUUGUUCCCCAUGUAAUUUGUCCAACAAAAGGAUUGUACUGUAUGAGGAACCAAUGAAACAAUCCUCUGUAACAUUUUUAAAGAAAAAAAACACUCGUUUGUUUAAAGGAAAAGUCUUGUAUAAAUUAUAAUUUUUAUUUAAAUAAACCUGAAAUGCUUUGUGCUAA